AUGGUCGUCGAGGAACGCUAUCGCAGGUCAGAGGCGGGCGGCGCGGGGCCAGAAGAGGUGCAGCCCGCGACCAAGGCGCCCGGCGCGGCCGCUGGUGCGGCCGCAGGGGCCGCGGCAGAGGACAGAAGGCGAGAGCAGGGGCAGGUGCAGGUGCCGCAGCAGGAGCAGGAGCAGGAGCCAGGUCAGCAGCACGGGCAGGAGCAGGAGCCAGGGCAACAUUGGCGGGAGCAGGAGCAAGACGAGGAGCAGGAGGAGGAGCAGGACGAGAAACAGGAGGAGGGUGCCGAUGUGUCGCCCGUAGGCCUGCAAACACAGCUGGCUGCUGAGUUGUGGGACGACGGGGCGGCGCUGCAAGAGGGAGGCAUCACCGCCGCGGAGGUGCGGGAUUCCGGGGCCGCGGCUGGGACGGAGUAG
This is a messenger RNA of Monoraphidium neglectum, 414 nucleotides long. RefSeq lists its product as hypothetical. Lineage: Eukaryota; Viridiplantae; Chlorophyta; Chlorophyceae; Sphaeropleales; Selenastraceae. The transcript has a single exon. The coding region runs from base 1 to 414 and encodes 137 amino acids. The record is from RefSeq and is a predicted model, not a curated record.